Symbiodinium natans is the source of this 267-nucleotide messenger RNA. The record is from the annotation of a GenBank genome assembly. Lineage: Eukaryota; Dinophyceae; Suessiales; Symbiodiniaceae.
AUGGUGCUCCGAAGGUUGAGAUACACCCGAGCCAUAUGCAUCUUGUUGAUGGGCUCUGCGAUGUUUUGCGCGUUGAAGCCGACAUCCUUCACCGGUACCACCCAAACCACCGCGAUUCGCUUGCGUGGUCGAGCGCUGGUUGCACGGGGUGCAGAGAAGGUUCCCGAGUUGCCGCCUUUUCAGCAGUUUCCGGAUGAUUAUGAUCCAGACCCACUGGACAAGUUCAUCGAGUGGACGUCUCAGCUGCACAUCUUAGCUGCUCUGUAA